AGGACACAGUGACGCCAUCUUGAAAUUGUCCCGACCGGAGGAGGCGACGGACUCGGAAAAAUCCAGCUCGUCCCGAACUCGACAGCUCCGCGGAUUAACGGCAUCUUCCGACGGUGGUCGCCAUCAAAACACACCGUUCCCUUGUCAUUUCGAGACAUUCCGACCGGGAGCGGGUUUGUUCAGCUCACUUUGGAGAGGGCAAACCUUUGCCUAUUGGAGCCUCGUUAAUAAUCGGCUGUUUCCCCGGACGGAACACGAAGCACCGAAGCCUCCCAGGCGGAAUAUACAGCAGCGGUUGAAGGUUUCACAACAACAAAAGCGUGGGGAAUGCCCGUUUCAACUAUUAAUUGACAUUUCUUUUUACUGCUAUGCGACGGAGGUCGGUGGGGAGAAGUGUUGGGGAGCGGGGUGUGAUCGAUCCCCAGACCGAUGGAUGCGCCCCCAGCCCGGCCAGGGCUCGGCUCAGUGAGCCGCUGUUUUCAGAAUAACUCCGGUACAGGUGAUCAGUCCACAACCAUGCUGCAGAGCUGGCAGGUACAGCCCCGACCUGGAGACACCAACACCUCUACAAGCCUGUAGACCUGGGAAUAACAACACGACUGGUUUAAACUGGGAUCACUGGGAUUUGGACUCGAUUUAUAAAGAUGCCAAUUGACCAGAGACGGUGCUCGUUGGAGCAGCAAGACAUUUAAAUCAACUGAGCCGGGGUGAAGUGUUUCUAAGGGGGGUUGUGAUAGGAAAUCUUUUUUUUUUUUUUUUUUUUUUUUUUUUAGUUAGAGGAUCAGAUUCGGAUGGAAGAUGGGAGACGCCACAAAACUGGCCUUCGCCGUUUUCCUCAUCUCCUGCUCUUCAGGUGCCAUCCUGGGCCGCUCAGAGACGCAGGAGUGUGUCUACUACAACUCCAGCUGGGAGAAGGAGCGCACCAACCGCAGCGGCAUCCAGCCCUGCUAUGACGACAAAGACAAGCGGCGGCACUGCUUCGCCACCUGGAAGAACGUCUCCGGCAGCAUCGAGAUCGUGAAGCAGGGCUGCUGGCUGGACGACGUGAACUGCUACGACAGCAGCGAGUGUGUGGAGAGGAAGGAGAGCCCCAACGUUUUCUUCUGCUGCUGUGAAGGCAACAUGUGCAACGAGAGGUUCAUGUACGCCCCUGACCCGCCCCCUCAGAUCGACCCGUUCCAUUCCACCGCCUACACCACCUCCAACCCGUUUCCCCAGAAGCCCCAGCUCUUGAGUACGCUGCUUUACUCCCUGGUGCCCAUCAUCGGCCUGGCUGCCGUGGUCCUCUUCUCCUUCUGGAUGUGGAGGCAUCACAAACUGGCCUACCCAGCCGCCCUCGUCCCCACACAUCACGCCUUUCACAUUAUGGUGGAGGAUCCCGGACCCUCACCCCCGUCCCCUGUUUUGGGCCAAAAACCGCUGCAGUUAAUCGAGGUGAAAGCCAGGGGGCGCUUCGGCUGCGUGUGGAAGGCGCAGCUGCUGAACGACUACGUGGCCGUGAAGAUCUUCCCCAUUCAGGACAAGCUGUCUUGGCAGAACGAAUACGAGAUCUACAGCGUGAGCGGCAUGAAGCACGAAAACAUCCUCCACUUUAUCGGUGUGGAGAAGCGGAACAACAACCUGGAUCUGGAGCUGUGGCUCAUCACCAUGUACCACGACAAGGGCUCCCUGACCGACUACCUGAAGGCUAACGUGGUUUCCUGGAACGAGCUGUGCCACAUCGCUCAGACGACGGCCCGCGGGCUGGCCUACCUGCACGAGGACAUCCCCGGACACAAGGACGGGCACAAGCCGUCCAUCGCUCACAGGGACAUCAAGAGUAAGAAUGUGCUGCUGAAAAAUAACCUGACAGCGUGCGUGGCCGACUUCGGCCUCGCGCUGAAGUUUGAAGCUGGAAAGUCUGCGGGCGACACUCACGGACAGGUGGGAACGCGGCGCUACAUGGCCCCUGAAGUCCUGGAGGGAGCCAUCAACUUCCAGCGGGACUCCUUCCUGCGUAUCGACAUGUACGCCUUCGGGCUCGUCCUCUGGGAGCUGGCGGCGCGCUGCACCGCAGCAGACGGCCCGGUAGACGAGUACAUGCUCCCCUUCGAGGAGGAGGUGGGCCAGCACCCGUCUCUGGAGGACAUGCAGGAGGUGGUGGUGCACAAGAAGCUGCGGCCCUGCCUGAGGGACUGCUGGCAGAAACACAUGGGCCUGACCAUGCUGUGCGAGACCAUCGAGGACUGCUGGGACCACGAGGCCGAGGCCCGGCUGUCUGCUGGCUGCGUGGAGGAGCGUAUCGGGCAGAUGCAGCGCCAGGCCCCCGUGAUCGGGCCCGAGGAGAUCGUCACCGUUGUCACCAUGGUGACCAACGUGGACCUCCCGCCCAAGGAGUCCAGCUUAUGAACAGCCGGCCCUGGAUGGUUGGCCCAGUUUUUUCUUUUCAUCUUUUUGUUUUUCCUCAGUUCCUUUAAGUGCGGGCCGCUACUCGCCAUCAGGAAACACCUUCUCCCACCGAGUCAGUCCACAUCCACCUCAUUUUGAUACGUGUGCCUGAGGAUUACAACGUUUUCCCGGCGGAGACGCUGUCACCCCGAGCAGACGUUUUCAGGACGCCACGCCUGCGAGCGACGGUGCCGACGCACCGGGCGGCAAAACACUUUUACCAUGUAUUGUUUUUCAAAACGCACACACAGACACACACGUAGGAGGGCGACCCGGAUAACUACGCAGAGAGACGACUGCAGAAACACUACCCUGCAGAAACACCACCCUGCAGAAACUCUUCAUCCAACUCUCCGUACAUUUUAGUGUUGAAAAAAGAGACGAGCACCGACUCUCCAUACAUUUGCUGUUUUUCUUGUGUGCGUUCUUUUGAAGAGACGACUAUCGUUCUGCCAAUAAGCAACGGCUUCUGAAUGUUUAUAGUGUAAUGCUGCUGUACAUAGUGUAUUAUGGACCCAGACGACUUGGUAAUCAAGCUUAUUUUAAACGGGGAGGAGGGAGGGGGAGGGGGUCAAGUUUGAAGCAUUACGACGAUUUAAAAAAAAAAACCAUAAACCUCCUUCAACCAGGUAUACCUCAGUUCAGAUGGACACAGUUUAAAUCGGCCCCUCCCCCUCACAGCUCAUCAGACCCCCCACGCUCAUGGGAAACAUAGUUCCCUUCCCACAUUGGUUUGAAACUGCUCCCACAUCUGACUGUGGCGUGGAAGCGAGUCCCCGACGGAGUUUGUCCUAUUAAGUGAUUUUAUUCUUCGAUUAUCUCGGGUUUUUCUGUGUCAACUCGCCAACAAGCUUCAUUUUAAUCACGUGACCUGGAAACGUAACGGUGAAUCACCAGGACGUCAAAGUUUGUUUUUUUUCCGUUUCAUGAGAUGGGUAACAAGAGUUCUGCCCGGUAUUUUAUCCUGUUUUAUUGGAGGUUUUAGAUUUGAAGUGCAGUUCCCAGCCCUUCCUGUAUUUAGCUGAGCCAGCUCCUUUUUGUUUUUGUUUUAAAGUACUUUCAAGAGUUUUUGCUCUCUUUUUGAUGCACCUCAGGAACCUUUGCUACUCGCCACGCCCCACGCCACCUCAUCAUCAUCCUCCUCCUCCUCCGCCUGUCUGGAACUGGAAUACCUCCACUCGCGCCGACCCUUUCUCUCGCCCGUGUGACCCGCCGUGCUCGGACACCCACGUGAGAGCGGCCCGUCUUAGGUUCCUGGUGAUGACACCGGACCGACGGCGGGUUUCUGGGGAUUUUUCUUGCCCUUGAAAACUAAAGGAUCGUCAGCAGCUCACUCUUUCCUUCAGCCACAAGAAGUCUGCCAGUUUUUCUGUUGACACUAACCAAACACAGAUGCGCUGAGGCGACGCGUCUUUCUCUCUCUCUCUCUCUCUCUCUCUCUCUCUCUCUUUCAUCCUGGUGCCAUUUCUACUUCUCCAUGCUAGUUCCUCUUGUAGAUGUCAGGCCAAACGGAUGUAUCUGUCACUGCUGUGACGCUUUCCAGUCUUUGAUUUCCUCUGAGCGUUUGAACACUGGUGCCGGCAGACCUGCAGUCUCUCCUCAAGCUUUGGGGCGGUUUCAGCGGAAAACGCAGUUUAAAACCAGCCGUCGCACGGGAGCGUUUUGAGAAAACACUGUACCGUAAUGAAGAUGAGGAAGAAGAGAAACACUACAGACAUUUAGCAGGAACUGCUAAUCGAUGAAUCCUGAAAUAGAAAUAAAGAAAGCCUUCCACAGACGACGAGCACCGAAGGGUAAAGGAUCCUGAGAGCGGGUUUUCACUAUAAUUUCCGCACAUUUUUUUGCAGAAACACAGCAAACUGGAAAAGAAGUCAAAGCCAUGGUCUUAUUUUCAACCUGUAGCACGAGAACAACACCCGCAUCUGCUGCUCCUGUUGCUGCCGUCGCCGUUUCUCCUCCGGAUCAAUCCGCCGCUGAAAUGCUGCCAUCCUCCAAGGUCCUCAUGAAGCUUGAAGAGUCAGGGACGAUCAGCGCCGCCCCCCCCAGCAGCCCUCCAAUAAGACCUACCUCACUCGCAGGGAUUUCUCACCCGGGGUAGAAAGUGUGGCAAACUAACCAAAAGCAGAGCCGGUUUCCUGCAGCGGGAAAGGAGUCUGAAUCAGGAGAAGAAGUUCCUUCAACGGUUGAACGCCGGUGUUUUCUCAGCAGCCCAGAGGACUGUCGGUUGGUGAAGAGGCUGAGCAGUAUCAGCCGCUGAGAGGAAGACGAGAGCGUCGGCGUGCGACGGCCAGAGUUUAAACUGCGCUCCAGAAACCGACCCCAGCCGUCAAACACCAUUCAGGGAUUCAGUACUAUGCUCUUCUAAGUUCUAGCCAGUUAUAUGCAACCAGUGCCGCAAACUACCCUCCACCUCUGCAGGAUCAGCUGCAGGAGUGACUUUCAACACACACACACACACACGCACACACACAAAUAACCUGUAGCAUUUUAAUUUCUUUUUUUUCUUUUCUUUUUUUAAAUCUGUGACCUUGCAUAUUGAUAUGUUGUAUUUAUUUUUUAAUUUACUGGCCUGAGGGUUCGGGGAUCAGAGUUCAGGUGCAGCUCCAAAGUUGUAAGAGUUGGCACGACUUGUGGUUGUUGUU
Cololabis saira (Pacific saury) is the source of this 5069-nucleotide messenger RNA. RefSeq names its product activin A receptor type 2Ab (gene acvr2ab). The transcript has 12 exons. NCBI's taxonomy places the organism in Eukaryota, Metazoa, Chordata, Actinopteri, Beloniformes, Belonidae. Gene Ontology annotation, biological process: cellular response to growth factor stimulus; protein phosphorylation; activin receptor signaling pathway. The coding region runs from base 799 to 2388 and encodes 529 amino acids. The record is from RefSeq and is a predicted model, not a curated record. Gene Ontology annotation, cellular component: plasma membrane; activin receptor complex. Gene Ontology annotation, molecular function: activin receptor activity; ATP binding; activin binding.